AUGGCGCCAGUUACUAGUACUGCCAUCGAGCACAUCACGAACCCGCUGGCUACCUCGAGCCAACUCGUCAACCUGAAGCACGCCGAAGACGAACAUGGCCAAUCCAUCCGCUUUGCCCAAGCGGCACUGACAUCGGCCGCUGGCAUCCUUUUGCGGUUGUCGCAGGAAAUUAUUGCGCAAGCCAUAGUCCUUCUCCAGCGGUUCUGGGUAUCAAGCCGACCGGACGACCGCGAAGGGUUCAGUCCCAAGACCUUCUCGGCGGCAGCGAUCUAUCUUGCCGCAAAGCUCUCGGCCACGCCGGUCUCCCCGCGCUCCGUGGUCAAUGUAUACGCCUACUUGACCUCGUCGAAAGCGUCGCCUCUGCUGUUCAUCAAUCCACAUGGUGAUGCGCCUACUGAAGCCGAUCCGAUGGACUACUUCGUUACGGAAGGAACAUAUGAAAGAGAACGGCAGAGAUUGUUUGUUUGCGAAAGUGUGAUACUUGUGGGCGUGGGGUUCGACACCCGUGUGGCUUUGCCUUACAGUCUGGCCCUGACGUAUAUACAAGCGCUGGGCGUGUCAUCGACGAAGUUGGCGAGGAGGGUUUUUGAACAUCUCAAUGCGGGUCUGCUCUCUCCACAGUUGCUGUACCUCACUCAUCAACCCAAUGCUCUUGCUGUGGGCGCCAUUUACUUGGCCGCAAGGGAAACAGGUGUCAAGCUCGUCGAGCAAAAUUGGUGGGAGGUUUUCGAUGUCGACAGGGAGGAUCUGGGCUUUCUCCUGCUUGCUUAUGGAAGUCUGGUUAACUUCGCAGAGGCCGAGGCCGAGAAGUGGAAGACCGCACCUUUGUCCUUGGAUUGA
Molecule: messenger RNA, 840 nt
Organism: Exophiala dermatitidis NIH/UT8656
Lineage: Eukaryota; Fungi; Ascomycota; Eurotiomycetes; Chaetothyriales; Herpotrichiellaceae
Exons: 1
Coding region: 1-840 (279 amino acids)
Biological process (GO): regulation of transcription by RNA polymerase II
Cellular component (GO): nucleus
Molecular function (GO): cyclin-dependent protein serine/threonine kinase regulator activity
Source: RefSeq, a predicted model, not a curated record